Onthophagus taurus is the source of this 1398-nucleotide messenger RNA. RefSeq names its product venom acid phosphatase Acph-1-like. Lineage: Eukaryota; Metazoa; Arthropoda; Insecta; Coleoptera; Scarabaeidae. Gene Ontology annotation, biological process: dephosphorylation. Gene Ontology annotation, molecular function: phosphatase activity. The record is from RefSeq and is a predicted model, not a curated record.
UCUCUUUAAACGUUUGCAAUGAGUGAAACUAACUCCUUAGUGUUAUUACAUGCGAUAUUUCGACAUGGCCAUAGAACACCGAUUAAAGAUCACAUGUAUCCUAAGGACGAACACUUAAAUAAAGACUUUUAUCCUUACGGUUUUGGCCAGUUGACUCAAAACGGUAAGAAAGCGAUGUAUAACUUAGGAGAAGUAUUACGUCAAAGAUAUCAAGACUAUUUAGGAAACGUUUACGUGCCUUGUGAAGUUGAUUGUCAAACUUCUGAUACGGAUAGAUCGCAAAUGUCUUUGCUGCUUGUUCUCGCUGGAUUAUUUCCUCCGAAUGUCGAUCAAACAAUUAAAAAUGAUUUAAAUUGGCAGCCGAUACCGUAUAAAUGUUUAUCGUUCAAGGACGAUUUUAUGUUUUCUUCUGUGUUACAACAGCAGUUUCUUGAUAUUUACAAGGAAAAUUAUAAAAAAAUGCCUAUGGAUGAGUAUAAAGAAUUUUUUGAUUAUUUUGAAAAACAUACAGGACUCAAAAAUGUUACUCCAAGAGAAGUUUGGCUUUUUUUAGGUACCAUAUCAGCUGAGUUAGAUUGGGGUUUUAAACUUCCACAUUGGAUUCCACCCGUUUACGAGCAAAUAAAAAAGGUCGCAAUGUUGGAGUAUACGUUACAGACUAAAACUGACGAGUUAAAACGGUUAGUAGUUGGAGAGAUGUUCUCUAAAAUACUAAAAGACUCUCAGUCGAAGAUCAAUGGGGAAUCAACGUACAAAAUUCAUUUGUACUCAGGUCAUGACUGCAAUGUCGCACAUGUCUUGACUGUAUUAGGACUAAUGUACCCGCAUUUUCCUCGCUACGCCGCGUGCGUCCUUUUGGAGGUGCACAAAAUUCACAACACUUAUCACUUAAAGGUGAUUUAUAAAAAUGAUAUGCAAUCAGAAUUCAAAUUAAUGACAUUUCCUAAUGGAGAGGAGAGUUUAUCUUUCGAAGAAUUUGAAAAGAUUAUUUCGGACAUAAUGCAAUAAUAAUAAUUUAUAACUUCACAAGGUUAAUUUUUUAAGUAAUAUUUUCGGCUUUAUGAUGCCAUAUAAUUAUGCCAUUAUUUUUCACUUUUUAUUUCUUGGAACGUUUGUGAGUUCCUCACAAUUAACGUCACGAUAUGUCAGAAUCGGCAAGAAGAAAAACCCGUCUAUUAAUUGGGCAAUAAUAAAUUUUAACCGACAACCUGACAAUAAAUAAUUCAAGUACGUUUCAAAUUUACGGACGGAAAGGAAGUGGGGAGGAAGCAAAGUGACGUCCGAUCCGCACCCCACCUUUUUGGAUCUCUCAACGGGAGCCGUGUUUAAAAUCGGUGAUCGCUUUUGCAUUUAAUCAAUACAAAUCAGAUAAAGGAGACUUCAAAUAUCUCUCUCAAG